AUGACACUGGGGCAGAGGAAACAUAUGCCAAGCUAUGCUGAAGUGGUGGCCACACCCACUCGCAAAUCUACAGAUUCAUCAAAGUCAUCUGGUGUGGACAAUAAGGUCAAGGUUGUGGUGAGAAUCAGACCAGAGAAUGCUACAGAGCGUGGAGGUAAUUCACGGGUAGUAGUUAAGGCCAUGAAUGAAAACGUAUUGGUGUUUGACCCCAAAGAACAGUCUUCACCUGGAUAUGGCCAUCGAAAUCGUUGUCGUCGAAGAGACAUUAGGAAAAAGCAGUGUAAAGAUUUGAAAUUUGCCUUUGACUUUGUGUUUGACCAGAAUUCAGCAAAUCACAAUGUGUAUGAAGAAUCUACAAAACAAAUUUUGGAUGGGCUGCUAGAUGGCUAUAACUGUUCAGUGUUUGCCUAUGGAGCCACAGGAGCAGGCAAAACUCACACAAUGCUAGGAAACCCAGAACAACCUGGAGUCAUAUACCUUACAAUGAUGGACUUAUACACACGGAUAGCAGCCAUACAAGAGGAGAAAAUUUGUGAUGUUGCUGUGUCCUACCUUGAGGUAUAUAACGAACAGAUUCAUGACCUCUUGGUCAAGGGAGGUUGUCUGCCAGUCAGAGAAGAUUCUAGGAAUGGAGUGGCUAUAUCAGGACUUUCUCUACACACGCCAAGGGAUGCUCAGGAACUCCUGCACAUGCUGCACUUUGGAAAUCAGAAUAGAACACAACAUCCUACAGAUGCCAAUGCUGAAUCGUCACGUUCACAUGCAGUCUUCCAGGUGUUUGUGCGACAGCGAGAUAGGACAGCCAACAUCUCAACAGAAGUCCGUGUGGCCAAGAUGUGUCUAGUGGAUCUUGCUGGUUCCGAGAGAGCUACAGUUACAAAAAACUGUGGAGCUAGGUUUCGUGAGGGUGCCAACAUCAAUCGAUCUCUUCUGGCUCUUGGAAAUGUCAUAAAUGCCCUUGCUGACACCAAGUACAAAGGUCAUGUGCCUUACAGAGACAGCAAACUCACCCGACUGUUGAAGGACUCCCUGGGUGGCAAUUGUCAGACUGUGAUGAUCGCAGCUGUCAGUCCCUCCAGCUUGUCAUAUGAGGACACAUACAACACUCUCAAGUAUGCUGACCGGGCUAAACAUAUACAGGCUCAGCUGAAGAAGAAUGUUCUGAAUGUUGACUUCCAUGUGGCUAGAUAUGGUCAGAUCAUCCAGGAGCUCAGGAAGGAGAUUCUUGAGCUGAAAAACAAACUUCAGAGCUAUGAGGAUGGCAAAAUGGUUACAACCCAACAACUGUGUACAGUGCCCAAUACAGCAGUUACCAGGUUGAAAGAAAGCAUGGAUGAAAUUUUCUUCUCCAGACUACAGAUAUGUAGAGAAUAUCUUGAUUCUGAGCUGAAAAGUCGGGACAUGAAGUGGAAAAUUAGUCGGAAGGAGCGUUGUCUGGCUAGAAUGGCCUGCUUUAAUGGUUCUCAGCAUAAUGGGACAAAGGACAAGAUCCAGAGAAUGAUACACUCAGCUCAGGAACGGAUGACAAGUUUUGUCCAGAUGAAGGAGGAUAAAGGUGUGAGACUUGCAAAGAGUAACCAUAGUCUUGAGGGACUGAAGUCUGCUGUCCGAGACCAUACAAGUGCAGGAGAGGACAACCUGGCUACAGAGAACCUGAAGUUGAAUCUACAGUUCCAUGAGUCAAGUCUGGCCCUGACAGAAUCUCAGUACUGUAUGAAGUAUAUGGCCAAAGUGGUUCGGUCCCAGGAGCGGGAGAUCUCUGGUGCAGAGAGGUUAAUAUUACAUCUUCUCAAUAUGGUGAAACAACAACAUUGUAUCCUGAAAGGUCAUGACCUCUUGACCCCUAACCUGGACUCUCAGUAUCACACUAUAGAGACCAUAACAGAAGGUCGUGAGGUGACCUUUGCAGACCAGAGUUUCUCGGAUCAAAGCAGUGGCUUAUCUUUAGGGGAAAUGUUAAACUUCAGGUCAUUACCAGCAGCACAACACAUGUGUGAGAACAGCACCCAUGUAACUAGUCAGUCGUCUUUGUCAGUGACCAGCCAUUCUUCAGUAACUGAUCACACCACGUCUGCUCAAUCGUCUGGGGUUAAUCUCUCAUCAGCCUCCUUGUCAUCCACCAACAGCUUGUCAGCAUCUGUCAAAUCUUCUGUGACAUCUGAGACAGUAUCGUUAGAACUGGAUGCUCCACAGGGACCACACAGAGUGCCGGUGACUGGCAGGAAUGUCCAACCUGUCAGGGUUCCUCGAGACCAAACACAGUCUGAACGCAGAAUGUUCCGACUUAUGUCUUCAGACACAAAACCUCUGCAGUCAACAGUAUCUAAUCACAUAGACAAUGGCCGUGUGUUUGUCCCUCUCACCUCAAAUACACAUUGCCCUGAGGUUUUCUCAGAUACCCCUAGUCAUGUCCCACCAAAAAAUAUAAAAAAAUUGGUGGGUGAAGAAAGUUGUAGCAAAAGCAUAUUGAAGGACUCCAAUGUGUUGAAAGUUAAAAAUUCAGUCAGUGAAAUAAGCUGUGUGAAGAGGGAUUCUAAUGUGUUGAAGGGAAAUAACUGUGUGACAAACAUUAGGUCACCUUGUGUACUGGGUCAUGUUGAUAACCAAGUAUUACAGAAAGGUCAGAGGUCACAGAACAAUCUUCAGAAGGAGGCUAGUCAGGAAUUAAAUUCUACAUUUACUCUUAAUGAAGAGAAUAUUGACCAUGGGUACAUUAAUGAUAAACUCGGCCAAGAAAGUGACAUUCCCAAAUGCUGUUACGACACAUACAGCCACAACAACCACACCAGCAUCAGCUAA
Messenger RNA from Ylistrum balloti, 2799 nucleotides. RefSeq names its product kinesin-like protein KIF18A. Gene Ontology annotation, molecular function: microtubule binding; ATP binding; microtubule motor activity. NCBI's taxonomy places the organism in Eukaryota, Metazoa, Mollusca, Bivalvia, Pectinida, Pectinidae. Gene Ontology annotation, biological process: microtubule-based movement. The transcript is spliced from 16 exons. Bases 1 to 2799 code for a protein of 932 amino acids. The record is from RefSeq and is a predicted model, not a curated record.